Musa acuminata AAA Group (dessert banana) is the source of this 3363-nucleotide messenger RNA. RefSeq names its product cyclic nucleotide-gated ion channel 1. Bases 954 to 3032 code for a protein of 692 amino acids. Gene Ontology annotation, biological process: potassium ion transport; transmembrane transport. Lineage: Eukaryota; Viridiplantae; Streptophyta; Magnoliopsida; Zingiberales; Musaceae. Gene Ontology annotation, molecular function: voltage-gated potassium channel activity. The transcript has 8 exons. Gene Ontology annotation, cellular component: membrane. The record is from RefSeq and is a predicted model, not a curated record.
AUACCUUAAAUCUUUUGAAAUAUUGUAAUAAUAAAAGAAACAAAAUCAUUUGACAAGACUCACAAAAUACAAGAAUAGCAUCAGUGCUGUUACACCUCCAAAAGUGAAUUCAGCAGUGGGAAAUGAUGGUGAAAGGGGAUAGGAGCAUAAGCAAAAUGACGUGGUCAGGCCACGAUGACAUGGUGAGGGGCGCAUGACAUAGUUUGGUGAGGCCAAGGAGAAUAUGGUGUGAAAUACUUGCAUUGUAGUUUAAUACCUGAUCCUGGGUUUUUAAUAUGUACCGGGCGGUACGUAUCGGUUCACCAGUUGAUCGGCACGCGAACCGCUUGCUACCUGGUGGUAUCAACUUGGCUGCGGUGAGGCGAGGCAAGGAAGAAGAGAGCGUUCAAAGAAGAGGGAGAAACAUCGAAGAAGAGGGAGAAGCGUUGAGAAAGAGUAUUGCGGAGUCAUCAAUGCGCCAUCACUAGCAUCUCGAUGAACCUGAGCCCAUUGAACCUUAGCGCAAACUUAUCUUUCACACCCUUUCUCGAUCCUGAUCCAGCGCUGCCCUCCCUCGAUGAUCCUGAUCCAGGAGGUAACGACAAGGAGAGUUGUACCUCUUUGGAGGAGGAGCUGGAGGCGCGGGGAUUAGAGGAGGCAACGGCGAGAGCAGCGGAAGAGGCGGCUGCGAGGAAGGCGGCGAAGACCCCGACCUUCUUUAUCUCUAAAUGGUCUCCUUUGUCCAUUGUUGUUGCACGGAGAACCUUCCGAUAUCUAUGUCGUCUUUCUUCUCCUCACCUCCUUGACGUCGAAGGCCAUAGACGAGAACAGCCUGUAGUUCUUGUUCUUGCUGCUUUCCACUACUUCUUGAAAAAGGCUGGUGAUUAGUUUAGUCUGUGCAAUAGAUGCUGGUGUUCGUGAUCAUGAAAUUCAGUUCUCUUUAGUAGGCACUGCACUACAAUUAAGCUGAAGCUAUGAAUCAUCGGGAGGAUAAAUUUGUGAGGUUUCAUGACUGGAGUUCAGAGCAAUCCCUGGAUUCAGAAAGGGCUUUUUUAGGCAGAAAACAGAGAAGUCUUAGUUCAGCAAAAAGGAUUUUUCAAGGAGGAUUUGAUUGGGUCAGAAGCAUUUUUAAGUUUCAGUCUUCUACAAAUUCAUCUGCGGGGGUACCAAAGUCUAAAAAGAAAGUUCUAGAUCCUCAAGGACCGUUUCUUCAAAGGUGGAACAAAAUAUUUGUCAUAUCCUGCAUAGUUGCUGUGUCUGUGGACCCCUUGUUCUUCUACAUUCCAGUUAUUGAUGGUGACAAUAAUUGUCUUUAUUUGGAUAAAAAACUAGAAAUUGCUGCAAGUGUACUGCGGUUUUUCACAGAUAUCUUCUACUUGGUCCAUAUUGUUUUUCAAUUUCGAACUGGGUUCAUCGCUCCUUCAUCUAGGGUAUUUGGAAGGGGAGUUUUGGUCAAAGAUUUGUCGGCAAUAGCCAAGCGAUAUUUAUCAUCAUAUUUCCUAAUUGACAUUCUUGCUGUUUUUCCACUUCCACAGAUUAUGAUAUUGCUCAUAAUACCCAAACUUGAAGGUUCAGCACUCCUGAAUGCAAAGAAUGCACUGAUGUUUGCUGUUAUAUUCCAAUACGUGCCAAGAGUUCUUAGGAUCAUACCAUUGUAUCUUGAAGUUACAAGAUCUGCUGGUAUAAUUGCUGAAACAGCAUGGGUUGGAGCUGCUUUUAACCUUUUACUUUACAUGCUUGCAAGUCAUAUACUGGGAGCAUUUUGGUAUUUUCUUUCUAUAGAACGUGAAGGCACUUGUUGGGGAAAAGCUUGUGCCCAACCUGAUUGCAAAAUUGACUCUUUAAUCUGUGGACAGCAAAACAACCAGAAUAAUAGUUUCCUGGGAGAUGCUUGCCCUAUAAGUCCCAAAAAUGGGACUAUCUUUGACUUCGGAAUAUAUCUACAAGCUCUGCAAAAUGUUGUUCGAUCAGAAAAGUUCUUGGAGAAGUUUUUUUAUUGCUUUUGGUGGGGGCUUCAAAAUCUAAGUUCUCUUGGACAAAACCUUAAAACAAGCACUUACAUUUGGGAGAAUAUUUUUGCUGUUUGUGUUUCCAUCUUUGGCUUAGUUCUGUUUGCGCUUCUCAUUGGCAAUAUGCAGACAUAUCUACAAUCAACUACUGUCAGAAUAGAAGAAAUGAGAGUAAAAAGGAGAGAUGCAGAGCAGUGGAUGUCUCACCGAUCCCUUCCUGAGAGCCUAAAGGAGAGAAUACGCCGUUAUGAGCAGUAUAGGUGGCAAGAAACAAGAGGAGUAGAUGAAGAGCAUCUUCUUCAUAACCUUCCUAAAGACCUUCGAAGGGAUAUAAAGCACCAUCUCUGCUUAUCACUCCUCAAGCGGGUUCCAAUGUUUGAGAAGAUGGAUGAUCAACUCAUCGAUGCCAUGUCUGAUCGUUUGAAACCAGUUUUAUACACUAAAUGCAGCUGCAUCGUUCGUGAAGGAGACCCAGUAAAUGAAAUGCUCUUUAUUAUGCGAGGAAAGCUAGAGAGCAUGACCACUAAUGGUGGAAGAACUGGAUUUUUCAAUUCAGACAUUCUGAAGGCUGGAGAUUUCUGCGGGGAAGAGCUUCUGACCUGGGCUCUAGACCCUUACUCAUCAUCCAGCCUCCCUAUCUCGACAAGGACAGUUAAGACACUAUCUGAAGUCGAAGCUUUUGCUCUGAUGGCUGAUGAUCUGAAGUUUGUUGCUACACAAUUCAGAAGGCUGCAUAGCAAACAACUGCAGCAUUCAUUUAGAUACCAUUCGCAGCAAUGGAGGACAUGGGCUGCUUGUUUUAUACAGGCAGCUUGGCGUAGAUACUCGAGAAAGAAGCUUGAAGACUCUUUGCAUGAAAAGGAGAAAAGGUUGCAGGCUGCAAUGGUCAGCGGUGGUGCUAGUUCACCGAGCCUUGGCGCUGCGCUGUACGCUUCGAGGUUUGCAGCGAAUGUGCUGCGCAACUUGCGCCGACACAAGAGCAGGAAGGCCCCUCCUUUGAUGAUAUUGCAGAAGCCAGCAGAGCCUGAUUUUUCUGCUGAAUAAGCAUUGGUGCAUAGCCUCCCGCCGAAUUGUUCUUCUUGCUCCUAGUUACUACCGUACUCGUGCCUUUCCAAAAAUUAUUUUUGUUUUUCUAAAUAUAUAUUCAAAAGAAUGUAGCAGCAAGUUAUGGUGUAUAUAUCAAGUUGACUAGGUCAUUUCAUUCUAUGUCAACCACCUGGGUUAGUUGUGCAGCCAUACAUGUAUUCUGGUUAGAUGUCAAAGUUCCCAUGAAAGACUGGUGUAGAAAUAUAUGAAAACUUAUGUUGGGGAUGUGGAAUUAUGCUACUUGUAGAUUGUGAAUUAUAACAGAAGCAUUCUUGUAUUGAUUUCUCAA